AUGGAUGCACCUGCGCCUGCAGAAAAUGACGCGCUUAUAGUGGCUGGAAAGCGUACACCGCUAGGUUGUUUGGGAGGCGCUCUGGCAGGUGUUUCCGCUGUAACCCUGGGUGCUGCUGCGGUACGAGGCGCCCUCGAGGCCGCCCGCAUACCCGGCGCUCUCGUUGAGGAGUGCUAUUUCGGCUGCGUCCUGAGCGCGAACCUCGGACAGGCACCUGCACGCCAGGUUGCGUUGCAGGCGGGCUUACCGGUGACUUGCUGCUGCACGACCGUGAACAAGGUGUGCGCGAGUGGUGCAAAGGCCAUAGCGCUGGCCGCACAGUCCAUACUUCUGGGGCAGGCUGAUGUAGUCGUCGCCGGAGGCAUGGAGAGUAUGAGUCAAGCACCCUAUUGCAUCGGGAAUGGCGGCUCUGGUGGGCCUGAGGGCGUUCACCGCGUCCGCAUCGGUGGCCUGCGCCUCUUCGAUGCUCAACUCGUUGACAGUAUCAUGCGAGACGGUUUACUGGAUGCAUCACCGGCAGGGAAACCUGCGCGCCCUAUGGGAUGGUAUGCAGAUGCCUGCGCUGUCCAUCAUUCAAUCACCAGGGAGGAACAGGACGCGUACACGUUGGAAAGUUACAGACGCGCCCAAAUGGGCUGGGAAUCGGGUUCCAUGGCCGAAGAAGUCGUCCCUGUCCCGCUGAAUUCAGCAGACAGCGCAUCGAUUGCACGAGAUGAGGAGCCGUGGCGUCUCCAAGCCGACAAGCUACCGCGCUUACGACCGGCUUUUGAUCGAGAGCGAGGCACCGUCACAGCUGCAAAUAGUUCCAAGAUCAGCGACGGUGCCGCUGCAGUGGUGCUGGUCUCGCGCCGCAAGGCUCGCGAACUCGGCCUCAUUUCCGCUGACAGCGCAGCAGCCGAGGAUACGCUUCGUGACGGCAGACGAUCUCGUUCCAUUUUUCAACUCGUUGCCGCAGCUGAUGCUGAGCGUGAGCCUGAAUGGUUCACGCUCGCUCCCGUGACCGCGAUUCGCAAGCUCUUCUCGACUCGCUAUGGACUUGAUGCUAGCGACAUGGCAAAUGUUGAUUGCUGGGAAAUCAACGAGGCAUUCAGUGUGGUGCCUCUGGCAGCGAUCCGGGAGCUGCCUCGGAUUCGUUCCGAACGCCUGAACAUGCGAGGUGGUGCGGUAUCGUUGGGUCAUCCUCUCGGUUGCAGUGGAGCGCGCAUUGUUGUCACGCUGUUAUCUGUUCUAGAGGAGCACCAAUGGGAAUACGGCGUUGCUGCCAUCUGCAAUGGCGGCGGCGGCGCUACUGCGCUUCUCAUUCGGCGACUGGCUUAG
Molecule: messenger RNA, 1317 nt
Organism: Cyanidioschyzon merolae strain 10D
Lineage: Eukaryota; Rhodophyta; Bangiophyceae; Cyanidiales; Cyanidiaceae
Product: acetyl-CoA acetyltransferase
Exons: 1
Coding region: 1-1317 (438 amino acids)
Biological process (GO): fatty acid beta-oxidation
Molecular function (GO): acetyl-CoA C-acetyltransferase activity
Source: RefSeq, a predicted model, not a curated record